AUGACUAUACCGUUUAGUUAUGUAAACGACGAUUACUGCGAUUGUUUUGAUGGCAGUGACGAACCUGGAACUUCAGCAUGUCUUAAUGGUGUUUUCCAUUGCACAAACGCCGGUCAUCGACCGCAUAAUAUACCAAGUUCAAGAGUUAACGAUGGUGUAUGUGACUGCUGCGAUGGAACUGAUGAGUAUGCAUCAACAGUAACAUGCAGCAACACUUGUGAAGAACUUGGCAAAGAGGCUAGAGCUGAGGCCCAAAGAAUAGCAGACCUAUACAAGGCGGGUAGUCAUUUACGUUUAGAAUUAAUUGAGAAAGGUAAUUCAAUACGAAAUGAGAUGGCAGAACAACUUUCACAGUUUGAAAAGGAUAAAGCUGAGGCUGAGAAGAUUAAAGAAGAGAAAGAACUUCUAAAGAAUAAUCUAGAAGCUAAGGAGAAUGAUGCUCUAAAAGUGUAUAGAGAAGCAGAGCAACUUGAGAAACAAAAGAAAGCUGAGCAGGAAAAGCAAAAUUCUAUUAAAGAAGCGCUGGAACAGUUUGAUAUAAUUGACUUAGACAAAGAUGGGCUGCUAACUAUAGAUGAAAUAAAGGCAGCUAAUGUGUUUGAUAGGAAUAAGGAUGGACAAGUGGAUGAAGAUGAAAUAACUUACUUUUUUGGUGAAAGAGAAAGUGUAGAUAAAAAUACUUUCCUUGAAAAUACAUGGUCACUGGUGAAAUUGGUAAUGAUGGAGCAGGGUACAGUCAAGCCUGUUUCGGAGGCUGAAGACAUAGAGCCCGCUGAAGAAGGUGAAAUUGAAGAUUCUAUGGGUGACCAAGACAAUGAGGAUCUUGAACAAGAAGAAGAUGAUCAGGGUGAUCUAGAUCAUGCUGAUCAUGAACCUGAAGAUGUGGCAGUUCAACCAUCAGCUGUCUAUGAUGAAGAAACACAAAAGCUGGUAGACGCUGCUACUGAGGCUCGACGUGAACACACAGAAGCUGAACACACUGUUAGGGAAAUAGAGGCAAAUAUAAGGAAAAUACAACAAAACCUUGAAAAAGAUUAUGGUCUACAACAUGAAUAUGCUACUUUAGACAACCAGUGCUGGGAGUAUGAAGACAAAGAAUAUAUUUACAAAUUGUGCCUCUUCCAAAAGGUUACUCAAAAAUCUAAGAGUGGUGGUGGAGAAGUUGGGCUAGGAAAUUGGGGAGAAUGGGGUGGUCCCAGUCACAAUAAAUACUCAGUUAUGAAAUACACAAAUGGUGUUGCUUGCUGGAAUGGCCCUAGCAGAAUCACAACUGUAAAUAUUGGUUGUGGAUUAGAAACGAAACUCUUAUCUGUCACAGAACCCUAUCGCUGUGAAUAUAAGAUGGAGUUUAUAACGCCAGCUGCAUGUGAUGAUGCCAGUAAUGCCCCACAAUACUCAUCACAUGAUGAACUUUAA
Arctia plantaginis is the source of this 1416-nucleotide messenger RNA. NCBI's taxonomy places the organism in Eukaryota, Metazoa, Arthropoda, Insecta, Lepidoptera, Erebidae. The record is from the annotation of a GenBank genome assembly.